AUGGGUCAAGAGGGGAAGAAGGAGGAAUGGACUGAUCAAGAGGGGAAGAGGGGGGGUGUCGACUCCGGUGAUGGGUUUAUGGUGUCUGUGAUUAAUGCUGAGGUUGUAGGCGACGAGGGAAACAGAGGCGACGGCAAGGGGUUUUGGGAGUGGGAGAACGAUGAAAGAAUGGUGUCUGUUGGAGCGGGGAGAAAGGUCAGAUUAUGUCGGAUUAGAUGGAGGUGGGCUGGCGAACGGGUUGACUGA
Molecule: messenger RNA, 246 nt
Organism: Prunus armeniaca (apricot)
Lineage: Eukaryota; Viridiplantae; Streptophyta; Magnoliopsida; Rosales; Rosaceae
Source: the annotation of a GenBank genome assembly